Molecule: messenger RNA, 2566 nt
Organism: Myxocyprinus asiaticus (Chinese sucker)
Lineage: Eukaryota; Metazoa; Chordata; Actinopteri; Cypriniformes; Catostomidae
Product: fucolectin-7-like
Exons: 9
Coding region: 60-1160 (366 amino acids)
Source: RefSeq, a predicted model, not a curated record
AACUUUCUUUUCAUCAGCAGUAUAAUCCAGCAAGUAUCAAGAACUGGUUGUAAUAGAAAAUGACAGGAUUCUACAGGUACAUGUUACUUUUACUGGGGUUUUUCUCAAUGACAAAGAAAUCUGAUGGAGUGGAGGUGAAUGCAGCACGUUCAGGCACAACCAGCCAGUCGUCGACAGAUUUCAACUGGUAUUCCCAGUAUGCUACUGAUGGUGUAAGCACAAGCUGUACCCAUACACUUAUACAGGCCAACCCAUGGUGGAGAGUGGAUCUGCUGAAGACGCUCAGUGUAGACAGAUUGGUCGUCACUAACAGACCAGACUGCUGUGCAGAGAGGAUAAAUGGGGCAGAGAUUCGAGUUGGACACAUUGCUGACAUUUACAGCAACCCCGUAUGUUGUGUAAUUCCCAGUAUUCCCGCUGGCGCAUCAUACACCUGCUCAUGUAAUGGGAGGGAGGGACGUUAUGUGUAUGUGGUUCUUCCUUCAGCUUCAGGGGUAUUAACUGUCUGUGAGGUGGAAGUCUAUGGGGUUUUGCCAGAAAAUUUGGCACUGGGAAAGAAUGCAACACAGUCAUCAACAUGGUACACCUGGUAUGCUGGACAUGCCAUUGAUGGUAAUCGAGGUCUCUCGCAGCCAUCGACAUGGUGCUCCUCUACCCAUUAUCAGAAUAACCCAUGGUGGAGGGUGGAUCUGCAUAAUGUGUACAAAGUAAGCAGAGUGGUCGUCACUAACAGAGCAGACUGCUGUCUGGAUCAAGUAAAUGGAGUUAAAAUUCUCAUCGGAAACUCUUUGGAGGACAACGGCAACAACAACUCCAUGUGUGCUGUGAUUCCUAGUAUUGCAGCUGGUGGGUCCGCCACCUUUGUUUGUAACUAUAUGGAGGGUCGUUAUGUGAAUCUGAUCAGUCCUAGAAAUUCAACGGCUCUACCUCUGUGCGAGGUGGAAGUCUACGGAAUAGGCCCCUGGUUAAAGUAUUCAUUUAUGAGGAUAGAAUUUAAAUCCAGUGCAAGUCUGACUGACUCUACAUUGAGAGUCGACCUCCUUACACAGCUGCAAUCCGCUCUGGCUACAAGAGGCAUAUCUGAAGUGAUGUUGCGUUGGUCUCAGAUGCCCAAACAGGACAAGAAACAGAAACAAGAUGUAAAACGUAAAUGUUCUUAAAGAAACUGACCGGAAAACCAAAAAUACACUUUGGGACAGCUUCAGUGUUGACUUUUAUUUACAUUGCUUGAACAUUCUCCAUUCCUAAAUAUUGAUUACAAUGCAGGGAACUCUUUACUUUAAUCCAUUAGUUAAUUUAGCUCUGUUGCUUUCAUUAGGUUCUCCUUUUUCAGCCAUUUGCUUCUGUCAAUGUGACAGGGUGACAUUGUUAAUCAGAAUUUUUUUAUAUUAAAAAUGUAAAUGUUAUUUUAGCAUUACUUGUCGCAAAGCUUAAUUUUUUUUUAUAUCUUACUAAAUACAAAGGUCAACUUCAGGUUAUUUAUUUAUUUAUUUUUGUUUAUUUAAUAUCACAUGGCCAUUGAGAAUCAUGUCACUACAUGGCCUGUGAGAUGAUUAGAGGAAAAGAUUAAAAGAUUUAAAAUGAAAAGAAAAAUGCUACAAGACCUUUGAAACAGUUUAAUGUGUUAGUAUGAUACCAGAGUUCCCGUGGGUCCUUAAAAAGUCUUAAAAUGUCUUAAAUUCAGUUUUCUAAAUAUCUUAAAUGGUAUAACAAAAGUCUUAUUUAUCAUUUAAAAAGGUCUUAAAUUUGGGGAUGGAAAGACAGGAAUCAUGAUCUGGCAUAAUGCGAUUAUUAUUAAACUUCAAAACUCUACGAUUUAAUGAAAUAAAUGUGUGUGCUACAUGCUUCAAAGUUUAGACACUAUUGCACAUUCUUCAAGCACAGGAAGAGCUCAUGAUGCUGUGGCCCUAUCCCAAUACUCCCACUUGUGGUUUUGGACUUGCCUACUUACCCACUUGUCUUACAUAUUUCCGGUGUUUGGCCACAGUGUGCAAGUAGACGUGAAGACUGCGAGUGUGUGUAUGAGUUUUGAUUGCACAUUGGGGCACUCUUAGACUUAAGGACGUUGGUCCCUGUUGCGAAAGCUCUUUUUGUAGUUGCACUCAGAAAACUGAUUGUUGCUGGCAGUGGUGAAUGUUAUAGCCUAUUUAAAAUAAUAAUUAACUGAAUAGUUUUCCCAUCCUUUUAUUUUUCAUUACAAUACUGGUUGUUGGAAGUGCUAUGUUGUUAAAAAUAUUUUUUUAUUGUACAAUUAAUUGUAAAAGUAAAUUAUUUUUUAAAUAUGUUUAACUGUAAGAUUUUUCGCCCAUAAUUGCUGUAAAAUAUUAAAGCCAUUUCUUUCUGCUUUCUUAAUAUAAUGCAUAAAACUAUAUAAAACUUUAUUCUAUAACCCUGUGUGAUCCAUUAAAGGAAUAGUUCACCCAAAAAUGAAAAUUUGCUGAUAAUUUACUCACCCUCAAGCCAUCCAUGAGUUUCUUUCUUCAUCAAAACAGAAUUUAAGAUUUUUAGGAUUUCAUUUCAGACCUCCUCCUUUAAACAAUGCAAUGAAUGUACUUUAUUUUUUUGA